CAAGUACAGAACGAAAACGGUAUUAUAGGUGUUUCACUGUUCGUCUGUCCGCUGUACAGUGUACGUUAUAAGGAAAACUUGGUGUACAUUAAAUUUUUACAACAAUGGGUAGGUCGGUAGUACGAAACAAAGUGCGUUUGUUACAAAAACUGGAAAUUGCGUCGUGGCAUUUUGCGGAAAAAUGGGCGAAGGAAAGCGAGGGAUUAUUAAGGUUGCUAGAUCCCGGGCUCGAUACGGUCUGGAAUUUAUUUCGGAAUGAGCUAACUGGGGAAUUUGAAGAGCAGCUCUGUUUGUGAAUAGAGAUUUGGUAAAAUUGGGAGCCAAUAUUGCUGAUGCAGCAUUCGUCGGAAAAUAGCCGUCUUCUGAGGCGUUGAUGUCGCGAUUUGGUGAACAGAGAAUAUAAGGCAGCUGCUGUUGAGGAUUUGCUUAACCAGCUCUGUGUAUUUGCCAACAUAUACCUAUUUACAAAAUGGAGAAAAUAGCGAUGGUUUUUAUAUCCUUUUUGUAGGUACCCACCUAGAUAGGUGAUACUUUUGAAAACCUGGGGGACACUAUUUAUGGUACUUUUGGCUUCACAACGGAUUAAUUACCUUUGUUACUUAUAUUUGUUUUAUUAGGAAAUUACAAUACUUGGAUCUCGUCGAUAUAUUCUUGAACCAGGAAGUAUAGAGUAAAGAGAUAAAAAGUCCGAGUCUAUCUACAUACCUAGGUAUCUACUGAAAAAUAAUUAAAAAACCAUCAGAUUAUUGUGACCGCGAAUAGCCAAAAAAUAAUUGAGAUUAGACACACUAUUACAAAUGCCUUCGUGACGAAUGGUACGUACUGCGAACGAUGAUACCUAGCACCUACCACGUGACUGCUAGGUGUGUUGAUAAGAAAAAUAAGCCUAAUACCAGAGAACAACGCUCCACAAACAUCUGUAGCCGUAUGACUAUGACUGCCAAUCUUCUAUUAGUAAAUUCCUAUACCUUUUUGAUAGUCGUUCUCCAACCGUAGGAAGCUAGAGCUAGCCUAGCCUACGUGACCAGUCGAAUAUGUUCUUCCGUUCACGUUCAGCGGUUCAGCAUUUAUUAGCUGCAAGCGCUUUUGCUAGGUCAAAUCGAUAUGUCGCUUUUGGGCAUUUAGCGACACCUGGUAGUAUAAUUUUUACUUAGACAUUUAUCCAUUACAGAACACGAACGUGGGCUACAUUUGUUCGGCCUUUAACCUACAGAGAGAGAGAGAGAUAGGCGCGGAUUAAAGAUCAAGUCUUGGAGGGGGCGAGUAGUGCGGGUUGCCUAGUGUCAGGGGUCUUGUCAAGUUUGCACUUAUGCACUUAAAGAGUAAAUAAUUAAACUCAUAAACAGUGUAAGAACAGAAUGCACAUUUAUUUUAAGUUUUCAAACCAAAAACAUCUAUCCUUCUUUACCUUUUACUAAUUUUUUUCCUUGUAAGUCUGAGGCCUUGGGGGGCAAUUGCGCCUGGAGCCUGGAGGGAGGGAGCGAGAGUAUAUUUACCAGUGGCGUAUUCUGGAUGAGUUCAUGAAACGGCGACGCGGAAGGUAUUUACAUCUUGCUAGUUUUGUAUCAACGACAACCCGUCGAAGAACGGCGCCCGUAUUAUUUAACUUAAAAGGUGACAUAUCGAUUUUUUAUAACAAUAUGUAGUUUUUUUGAUACUAGGUAUUACUAUAUGUCACCUUCGAACACAAGCUGACAUUCGUUUCAAGCUCACUUGUAGUAAGCGACGAUUUUUUUGACAUUAUAUAAGUUUUUACGUAACAAUCCUGCCGUUUUGGACGGAUCCUGCGUUUGCAGAUUUAGAAAAAAGUGUUCCAACACUGUUUCUUAGCAUACCAGGAUCAUUCUAUGUUUCACUUUAACCAGUUUUGGGAUCAUUCUGUAAAUGUUUUGUUAAUGAGAAUUUGGCGCAUGGUAAAGCUAUGGCGACGUCGCUUGCAUUCGUACCCAACAUAACCUAUUAUUGAAAUAUCGAUUAUCGUGUUCGUUGCCACUAUAUCUCGACUAUCAAAACGGAAGAGAGAAGUAGUGAAAUCUGUCCCAUGUAAAAUGAGGCAAAUAUUCCGCAUUCAUCAUUUUUCAGACCAAAAGAGAAUUGGCAAUUUGAAAUCAAAAUUGUUCCUAAACGCAAAUUUUCAUCUAUAUUCGUUUAUUUAUCAUGAAGACUAGAAACAGGAAGACACAUAUUUGUAUGAUAAGGAGGGCGUGGCUCUCGGAAAUAUAGUGCGCGUAAAGCUUCACAUACACACACACAUAUAAACACAAAAAUAACGAUAUCAGCAGCGGGAUGCAGACAUGAAAGAUAUGCCGCAUGUGCAGAACGUGAAAUACAUUUCUGACCUAAUGGCGACAGUAGUUAGCAUGCUUUUAGCUUCAUCCUCGCUCAAUGGUUUCACCCUCGCGUUUACAGUUUUCAUAAUUUUUAAGUAGCAUCUGUCAAGCACAAAUAUUUCAGGCUGAUCUCCGCUAGGUGGCGCUGUUAUCGCGCUCCCAGCGAAAGGUUUCUCAUGGUUGGUUGGACCAACGAAUUCAGACUAGGUCAGUCAAGGAUUUCUUUGUCUUCUAAUUAUCAUACUUUGUAGUGAGGAUCAAAGUGUUCUUGACAUAAGUCACCUUUUUGACAGUUCUGUAUAUUCAGUGUUAUUUUUUAAAAAUGCGAGUGUUAGACGAUUCCAACACAUGGUACUUCUUACAUAAUUUGCAAAGAGCGGCAUGAGCCUAAUAAAGGUAGUUAUUUUCACCGGUAUGGCUAGCUAAAUUACUAGCUGAACCCGCCGAAGGCAUAGACAAGAAAAGAUGCCGAAAUAUCUAUUUGGCUCAUCUGCUGAUCAAUAUGCAGAAUGGGGUCUUGGAAAAACCAUUUUCUGAACCGCCGCAUGAUGCUGAUAUCCGAAAUGCAACCCAAAUUUUUGGACCGAUACCGGAAAGCAUCGAGCCUCCAGCUUGGUUGAAUGACACAGCGUACGAUCCAAACAAGUCCGAAUAUCGUGAGAAAAAAGAUGGAAGAACAUACGUCGCCACCAGAACAUUGCCGGAUGGUCAAGGUGCUGUAGCUUAUGUUGGAGUUUCUUUAUGUGAUCAAGAGCCAAUGUGGCUUGGUGGUGGAGAAAGCUCGUUUGAUAAGAGGAUGCAGCGAAAAUUCGACGAUAUGUGCCCGCCGCUCUAUGAAAUAGAAAAAAUCUUGGCCAGAAGAAAAGAUCCGAAGGAACGAGAAAAAGUUUUAGCUUUCUACGAUGUCUUGAUGCAGAAUAUCGCCGAUGAACUGGAUGGCAAGGAAACUGCAGAGAAUGAAACUAUAGAAGGUUUGUUGGUACAGCUGGUUCACGACCUUAUGGACAAAAACCAGUAUGCUCAAUAUGAAGAACUACCGGAGAAUGAAAGAAGGAAUGAGCUUUUACUAUUGCUCUUUGAUAGAGUGAAAAUUAGGAGGGACAAAGUUCAAAGAAGAGAAGAAAUAUUGGACAACCUGGAAGAAAAACUGAUGCCCAAAUCCUUCUUCGAUGUAUCUGAUAUUCUUCCUGAAGAUAAAUACAAGAUGCCAGCUGCCAUGUGGGCGCAAGCUAUCGACAAGAUUCCAUCUAAGAAUCACAUGGAAAACUUGCAGAAGGCGUAUCCUCUCCUCAUUAUCAUGAAGUUUUUGGAGUGCCUGUCCAAUUACAAAGAAAAUAUUGCGAUGCGUAUGCAGAGAAGGCAUGAAAACAUCGUCACUCAAAUGAAGAAAGAAUUGAGAAAGGAAGGUGAAAAGAAAAAGAAAUUGAUGGAGGAAGCUGAAAUGGCUUGCGACAAUGCUACCGGCGUUUUGGAGGCAGUGAAAGAACAUUACAAUAAGAAACUACAGUUGGAGAAGAAAGAAAAGCAAAAGGACAAGACCGAAGUAUCAGAACAUUCUAAAAUGUAUGACCAGAUGAAGACAGCUGUAUUCGAUACCCAGAGAUUAGUUGAGGAAGAGGCACUUCGUGGCAAAUUCCUCGCUGCUCAAAUCAACGCGUUGACGGAGCAGAACGAGCAGUUCAUGCAGGUAAAUGACGAGGUCAUCAAGAAGACCGAAGAGGGCAACAUGAAAAUAAUGAGGAACAUCAAGAAGCUGAAUGCUGCCAUCAAGCAGUAUGAAAACCUGAUCAACGAGCUGAAAGCGAAUACCGGUUCCAAAAACACCACGCCCAUGUUUGUUUUCUAAGAUUUGCACUACAAGUGUUGCAAAAUAACUGUCAUUUUUAAGAUUCGAAUAUCUAAUUAUAAUAAACAGCAUGCAAUAGGUGUUGGAGAAUUCCUGAUUUCCACUUAAUAAUUAUUUACCGGGUGUUUCAAAUUUGACUCCCACCAUUGAGAUUUCGGAAACGGUCGAUACGAGGGUCGAUUAAACGGGGGAAAAGUUGCGCAUUCAAGUGACAAGGGUAUCAUACUACUUUAUUUGAAAUGCGAUUUGAAAAUAAGGAGUACAUCAGCAUUGCCACUUUUCAUUUUUUCUUAUAGACGUCAUAUUGGAUCUUUGCACAAGGUGAAUUGGGUUUUUAAUUCUGCUUGCCAAACCAACUAAAAAAGCAUUCCUUCAGUUCUUACACACUUAAUAUCCGUCAUAUCUAAACCGAUGCACACAUCUUGCCUACAAAUACAUUUAUCUACGGAUGAGGUGUCAUGUAGAGUGCCUCCAUCGUGUUAAACAAACCCUUGUUAUAGUCCACACAUGUGAAAAUUAUCUGAUAUCGUCAGUCGUUCUUAUAAUAAUUGUAAGAACGACUGACGAUCCAAUUAUUGUAGGUCGCGUUUAUGGCCUACUUGAUUUUCAUGGUCUUUUCUACACUUCAGAAAGGCUGGGAUAUUUCUAGAGUUCUACUGUUCCGUGUCAGCGUCAACGCUCUCCUAUUGUGAGGUCUAUGCUUUCUUUUUGAAUCGAAUGAAAUUUCAGGCUAUAUAACAGAUGAUAUAAAUCAAAAGCUUCAACAAUUUGAUGUAAAUUGAUAUUUGUAACAUAACCUUAAAAUAGAGCGCUAACACGGAACAGUAAAAAACUAUGAAAAUCAAGGAGGUCAUAAAGGCGUCCUACAAUUGUAGGAACGACUGACGAUACGGCCCUUAAUCGGCUAAACAUGUGAUAUACUGUAUAUUUUAAUUUCUACGUACCUUAUACUAGACAUACUUCAUACAUCAUAGAUUUCGCCCUACAUUUGCCAUUGAAACGAAUAAGAGGUACAUUUUUGAUAUGUACAUGCCAGACAACUUAACGAGCAUACGCCUCUGUCUCGAAUGCUGAAGGAUAAAUGAGCGAUGAUGCGUGUAUCCUUGUAUGCGUGCUGGGGUUUCAAGCGCCGCGGCAGGCAGAGUUGGUCGUCGGUAGGUCGGUAGGCUAGAUCGGAAUAUUGUCCGAGAUAAUCCAUUUAAUUCCCUUGUUAUACAGGGUGUUCCAUAAUUAUUGCGACAAAAUGAUAGGGGUUGUAGAGGGCAUAAAAAUAUGCAAUUUUGCCUUAUAAACCCCUGUUCGUAAAUAUGCCGUUUGAGCACUACCG
Messenger RNA from Acanthoscelides obtectus, 5503 nucleotides. The record is from the annotation of a GenBank genome assembly. Lineage: Eukaryota; Metazoa; Arthropoda; Insecta; Coleoptera; Chrysomelidae.